UUCUUUCUUCUCUCUCUUUACCUUUGGCCCUUCCCAGAAAAUUCUUCCAAACUUAUUGUACCGACACAGUUAAUGAACAAUGCUGCAGAGACAAGACAGUCUGCUUUCAUCUUCUCACCGCCAAACCCCACCACCAGAAAAUCGCCAUGCAAAACAAAUUGGUUGCAUGGCCGGCUUCUUCAAGCUCUUAUCCAGAUAUCAAAAUAGAAACAAACGCCUUACUUCUGGUAGAAAGCAUGUAAAAUCGACUUCAAAGGAAGCUAAAGCCAUGGUAGAACAGGAGAUGAAACAGCAGCAGCAAGAUUCUUCAUCUGCACUCAAAGAAGAUAACAAGAAUAUUUCAAACACAAAUGGCCAAAAUUUGGAAAACAAGAGAUUAUCAUCAUCAUGCGAUAUUACACCAAGAAGUCCUAUGCUUCCACCGGAGAUUCGACAAUCAAAUGCCUUAACCACAUCAGAGAAAAGCACCACUGCAAAAUCCCUAUUGGUGGCUCGACUGAUGGGGUUGGAGGAGCCAUCUGAGGUCAACAGGAACGUUAAAGUGGAACAGGAAAAGUCAUCCAGUAGCACUACUGAAGAAAAGAGAAGAAAGCUUUUGCGGGCGCUGGAGAAAUGCAAUGAAGAUUUGGAGAGUCUUAAGAAGAUUAUCGUAGCUGUACAAUCAGAUCAGAAGAAACGUCUCAAACCACCACCACCAGUAAUGAAGGAGGAUCAUAAUCUGGCUAAAACAUGCUUGAAAAGAAAUGCUGAACAGCUGAUGAUGAGGCCUGUGGCUGCGCUGGAGGAAAUGAGCCGUUAUUACCACACCACCAAAGCAAACUCUAAUGUACCAUCGUCCUUGAGAAUGAAGGAAGAAAUGCUACUCUGUAAAUCCUGUGCUGCAGACAAUUGUUGCUCAUAAGCUCUCACUCAAGAUUCUGAGUAACUUUAAGGGCUCAUUGCAUGAAGGCAGCUUAGGAAUGUGAGUACAAUGAAGCUGAGCAUUAGUAUUAACAUCAAGUGGAAUAGCAUCUUCUAUUUUGGAAGAAGAUGGCACUGGAUAUUCAAAUGCAUGUUCCUGUAGCCUAUACACCAUCUGAUGGUGUAGCUUUACACUAGUUGUAGUAGCAACCUGCUUUGCUCUGCGGGUUUGAACACAAAUCUUCAAGGCUUCAAGCAAACAAUUAUCUUUGAUAGGCCUGUUGUAAUUUGGACAAAAAGUAACCAUAAUAGUUCCCACAUUUAGAGUUGUCUAAAUAGUGCCGAAACAUGCUUGCUGGUACUCCAGAAGUCGUGUAUCCACAAGUUCCAGUUUAGAUACGAUAGGGAGACCUUUUCUUGAAAGUGC
Coffea eugenioides is the source of this 1327-nucleotide messenger RNA. RefSeq lists its product as uncharacterized. Bases 80 to 901 code for a protein of 273 amino acids. The record is from RefSeq and is a predicted model, not a curated record. NCBI's taxonomy places the organism in Eukaryota, Viridiplantae, Streptophyta, Magnoliopsida, Gentianales, Rubiaceae. The transcript is spliced from 3 exons.